CAGAGCCCACGCCCACCUCAGGCCGUGGCGUGGGCGCGGAGCACUGUUAACGUCCAGUGGAGGGAACCCUACCUGCCGGCGGUAGGGCUGUGGGGAGGCGUGAGGGAUAACUACAGAAUGUUCUAGUGGAGGCGCCGCUCUUGAAAUGAAGGUUUUAUGGCUCUGCUGGGCUGGGUCGGCCUGGUGGCGCGCACCGCCAUCCCGCAGUGGCACGUGAGCUCGCAGGAGGGCGACAACAGCAUCACCGGCCAGGCGAGGUACAAGGGGCUGUGGAUGGACUGCGUCACGCAGGGCACCGGCGUGUUGAGCUGCAAGAUCGGCCACACAGGCCACCUGGUGGCGGCGUCCCGGGGGCUGGGCUUCCUGGCCACGCUCGACACGAUGGGCACGAGGUGUGCAAGCUGCAGCGGAGAGGACCAAGUGAAGAGGGCCCGGGUAGCCCUGACGGGAGGCAUUAUUUUCAUCGUGAAAGGCCCUGCUGCCUCCAACAGGACAGCUUGUUCUGGCGUGGCCACCAGCCCUGUCACAGACUUUUAUAAACCGGUGCCCCCCAUGAAUGUUAGGUACAAGCUUCGUCCUGCUGUCUUCAUUGGCUGGGUGGGGUCUGCCCUGGUCAUUCUGGGAGGUGCGCUGCUCACUUGCUCCUGUUCCGGGAGUGACAGCAAAGAUGGGCACCGGGUACCCCGCUCCUACCCUAAACGCAACUCUGCCACGCAGUGUGUGUGA
Panthera uncia (snow leopard) is the source of this 726-nucleotide messenger RNA. Its product is annotated as claudin-7-like. Gene Ontology annotation, cellular component: bicellular tight junction; plasma membrane. Gene Ontology annotation, biological process: bicellular tight junction assembly; cell adhesion. Bases 157 to 726 code for a protein of 189 amino acids. Gene Ontology annotation, molecular function: structural molecule activity. NCBI's taxonomy places the organism in Eukaryota, Metazoa, Chordata, Mammalia, Carnivora, Felidae. The record is from RefSeq and is a predicted model, not a curated record. The transcript is spliced from 2 exons.